Messenger RNA from Henningerozyma blattae CBS 6284, 654 nucleotides. RefSeq names its product phospholipid metabolism-regulating protein SCS22 (gene SCS22). Gene Ontology annotation, molecular function: FFAT motif binding. Gene Ontology annotation, cellular component: plasma membrane; endoplasmic reticulum membrane. The record is from RefSeq and is a predicted model, not a curated record. The transcript has 2 exons. NCBI's taxonomy places the organism in Eukaryota, Fungi, Ascomycota, Saccharomycetes, Saccharomycetales, Saccharomycetaceae. Gene Ontology annotation, biological process: endoplasmic reticulum membrane organization. The coding region runs from base 1 to 654 and encodes 217 amino acids.
AUGCGUUCAAAUAUCGAAAUUAAACCAGACGUUUUGGAAUAUAAUCCACCAUUUACACAACAAUCCACACAAUACGCCACUGUUACCAAUACAUCCGAUCAUCCUAUUGUAUUUAAAGUGAAAACUACUGCCCCUAAAUUCUAUUGUGUUAGACCAAAUGCAGCUUUAGUAGAACCUGGUGAAUCUGUAGAAGUUCAAGUCAUAUUAUUAGGGUUAACUGAAGAACCAGCUCCUGAUUAUAAAUGCCGUGAUAAAUUCUUAAUUAUAACUUUACCAGCUCCAAAUGAUUUGGGUACAAAAUCUGUAGCUGAAGCUUGGCCUGAAUUAGAAAUGGAAUAUAAGAAACAAGCCAUUUCCAAGAAAAUUAAAGUUAGAUAUAAUUUGAGUAGUAAAUCGAGUGGUUCCCAUGAAAAACAUCACCAUUCCACAACAGGUGCCGGUGCUUCUCAUGAAGAUCACCAUUACCCAGAAACUGAAUUGAAAAAUAGAGGUGUUACAGGUUCUUCAAAUACCAAUGAUGCUGUUGUUGGGAAUAAAGAAACUAAAUCCGUUCAACAAUCUGCAGCCAAGAGUUCCGGUUCUAGUUCUUCUAUGUUCUUGAUGAUUAUAGUUUUAAUUCUUGCUGGUGUCUUUGGUUAUUUGAGAUUCUUUUAA